UAGGCUCGAUCAAUUAGUAAUCAUUUUUGUUUCCGGACUUUGAUUACAUUUUUCAUGUGAUUACACUAUUUAUCUAUCUUCGUAUCUUUGCUCCAAAUCAUCUUAUUUCCUGCUGUCUUUAAAUGUCAAAUUGUUCAUUUCCGCAAAGAAAAUAUGUUGUUUUUUUUUCUAUAGUUCUUAGCAUUAUAUGACAAAAAAAUACCAGCAAACUGCCUUCAGUGAAUUGGAUGGUCCAAAAUUCUUUUUUUUUACCAUCAGCGAAUUGGAUGAGCGAUUAUCUUACUUUUCUUUCAAAUUAAAUUUACACCCGCGUUUACUUCAAAGAUGUUAAGUCCAUUCCAAAAAUCAGAAGAAAGAGACGAAAGCUUCAAUAGGUUAAGCACCGAUACUUACAUUGGAAAACGAGGCGUCACCCUCAAAGCUGCAUCUAUGGACAACCCAUCAAACUUGGAUUCAAAUCCGAGCGAAAUUGACCCCGUACCCAGCAAAACAGCCAGCGCUGUAGGGCUAGUUGCCGGAUACAGUCCUGGUCAGGCCAAAAGAGUCUCUUCUGAAUUUUUGGACCCAAAUUUGACCCCCAUGCCGUCCCCCUCUCCAUCAUAUGUGCACCAAGAUGGGAACGAAAACCGACACUUGCGUAACACGACCAAUCCAUAUGCUCCAUUGGUCAAGUCUAAAACUGUGUCGUGCGGGUCAUCGCUGUAUAACAAAAACCCAAAGCUGAAAAAUUUUGGCGUGCAAAAAACGGGAGAUGGGCUUCACGAGCUUUCAUUUAAAGUACCCUCUCAACCUGUCAUUGCCCAGCCGAUGUUUUCUAACUCAAUUCAGAAUGCUGGCUGUUCGCCCAGUCGAGAAGUCGGCAAAGUGAAUGCUAGAUUCAGGAGAGCCCCAUCAAGAGCAGCAUCUGAGUACAUUCCAGGUCUUGCGGCUUCAAGAAGCAAGAUGUUACGCAAUGACUCCAAGGCAUCCUAUCGGUCUAUCAGCCCAUUAGGCCGAGUGAACACUCUGAAAGACGCCAGCUUCACUGGCUCCUUGGAGAACUACGAGGGAAUGAAGGGCAUUCGGCCGACCAACUCCGUUCCAGACUUCAAUACUUCAAUGCGUGACAAACAGAGCCAGGCACAUGCCAGCUACAGACUGGGAUUCAGACGGUCUCUGUUUGAGAAGAGGAAGCAGUUGUGCGACCUCGCGCUCAUCCUAGCCGCACUGGGCAUUGUGUUGAUGGUGUUGGACAAUGAGUUGUACACGUUCCAGUGCCGAUACAGCGAUGAUCCAGAGCACAGUGUGUACUGGAGUGGAAGUCUGAUAGUGAUCAAAUUGAGCAUCAGUCUCACCACCCUCAUGCUAGUGGCCAGCAUCAUCGCUUACCAUGCCAGAGAAAUACAGCUGUUCAUGGUGGACAACUGUGUGGAUGAUUGGCAGAUAGCCCUCACGUCAGACAGAAUCAGUCAGAUCACAGCAGAGAUAGUCGUCUGCUCCAUCCACACUCCCCCCAUUAGAAACAUGAAUGAAGAUUACGUCACAUUUCAACUACUGUUGUCUACUUUGAUGUUCUCCCGGCUGUAUUUGAUAGGUCGUGCAAUGCUUCUGCACUCGAAGCUGUUCACAGAUGCCUCCUCCCGUAGCAUAGGGGCCCUGAACCGGAUCAACUUCAACACUAGAUUCGUGAUCAAGACCCUCAUGACCAUCUGUCCAGGGAGUGUCAUGAUGGUACUCACUGUCUCCCUCUGGUUCAUACUCAGCUGGAUCAUGCGGAUAUGCGAACAAUCAGCAGCCGGGGAUGGCGAGAAGCCACUUCUGGCUACUUUCCUCGAUGCCAUGUACUUAGUGGGCAUCACUUUCUUCGCCAUUGGCUACGGGGACUACUACCCUGUCACCUACUGUGGGAGAGGAGUGAGCAUCACGUGUGGACUCAUGGGUGCUGGAUGUACUGCGAUGGUGGUUGCAGUUCUGGCGAGGAAACUGGAGCUGUCGAGGGCAGAGAAACACGUGCACAAUUUCAUGAUGGACAACCAGCUGUCAAAACGGUUGAAGUGUGCUGCGGCUAAUGUGCUGCGGGAGACUUGGUUCAUCUACAAGAACACCAAAUUGGCAAAGAAGCUCAACCACAGGGUCAUCAGGAAACACCAGCGCCUUUUCCUCAGUGCUAUACACACACUUCGGAAGACAAAAAUUGAUCAACGCAAACUGUUCGACCAAGCAAACCAAAUGGUAGAUUUAGCCAAGACACAAGAAAUCAUAUCACAAAUCUACGAACAAAUGCAGGAAAAUAAUGAAACCUUAGAAGCUAGAAUGAACUUAAUAGAACAGAAAUUAGAAUCACUUCACACAACUCUGACCCAAUUUUCAACCUACUUAGUGUCCGUCGCAAAUAUAAACUCAUCGCUGCAAAAUCAGUCAGCCAAUCACAAUCAUUCAAGUUACAUGGAAAACUCCGAUGGAAAUUACCUAACAAAUCCAAAUGGAGAAGGGGGCGGAGUUUCGAUCCCCGCACCCUCCGUUCCGCCUUUACUUUAUCAACCAGCCUCGACAGCGACGAGAACACGAAGUUUAAUGCGUAGACCACGAGUUGUAUCGUCUCGCCAGGGUUCUGACGUCAGCGAAACGACCGCUUGAUUACGUAAUUCUUAUUAAAAUUGCGCAAUUUUCUCAGUUUAUGUGCAAUCACAGUGCCAAAAUUCAAAUUGAAAUUUCAAUGGUGCAAUAUCUUGUUUUUGCAAUAAUAUUUAUUUGAUUUAUAAAUAAAAAACAAAUUGUCAGUGAUUUUUUUAAAAUAUGAAAGCCACAAGUUUUUUUAAAUUAUGGCUAUCACCUAAAUUUAGUUUUAGAGUCAAUUGAGUACAUAUUUUUUUCA
Messenger RNA from Symsagittifera roscoffensis, 2854 nucleotides. Its product is annotated as small conductance calcium-activated potassium channel protein 2-like. Gene Ontology annotation, cellular component: plasma membrane; neuron projection; neuronal cell body. The transcript is spliced from 13 exons. Gene Ontology annotation, biological process: potassium ion transmembrane transport. Lineage: Eukaryota; Metazoa; Xenacoelomorpha; Acoela; Convolutidae. Gene Ontology annotation, molecular function: small conductance calcium-activated potassium channel activity; calmodulin binding. The record is from RefSeq and is a predicted model, not a curated record. Bases 325 to 2616 code for a protein of 763 amino acids.